GAAAAAUAAAAAUCCACAAGCCUAAACCCUAGACCGACCAUGGCUUCUGAAACUUACCAAUCCAAAAAUGUAUGCGUGAUUGGAGCUGGACCCUCAGGGCUUGUAGCUGCAAGGGAGCUGAGGAACGAAGGUCACAGGGUGGUGGUGCUGGAACAAAACCAUGAUGUGGGAGGGCAGUGGCUGUACGACCCAAAUGUGGAGGGAGAGGAUCCCUUAGGAAGGGCACCUACCCUGAAGGUGCAUAGUAGUCUUUACACGUCUUUGAGGCUCAUGUUACCAAGAGAGAUCGCGGGGUUCACUGACUUUCCAUUUGCAGUCAAGAAAGGUAGGGACAUGAGGAGGUUUCCUGGCCAUACGGAGCUUCUUUUGUACCUCAAGGAUUUUUGUGAUUGGUUUGGGUUGAGGGAGUUGAUACGGUUCAAUACGAGGGUUUCAUAUGUGGGGAUGUUGGAUGGAGAUCAUGCAGGUGGUUGCAAAGAUUUGAAAUGGGUUGUGAGGAGUGUGGAGAAGAAGACCGAGAUUUUCGUGGAGGAGGUGUUUGAUGCGGUGGUUGUGGCCUCCGGCCAUUACUCUAAGCCAAGGUUGCCGUCCAUUAAAGGAAUGGAUGCAUGGAAGAGGAAGCAAAUGCAUAGUCACAUCUACAGGGUUCCGGAGCCAUUUCGUGAUGAGGUUGUGGUGGUGGUUGGAAAUUCAGUAAGUGGACAAGAUAUAUCAAUGGAACUAGUGGAUGUGGCCAAGGCAAUCUAUCUCAGUGCCAAAUCUCUUGACAUAUCUGAGGGCUUGUCCAAAGUAAUUUCCAAACACGAAAACUUGCACCUUCGUCCCCAGAUAGAGUCACUCCAAGAAGAUGGGAAUGUAUUAUUUGUGGACGGUUCUUGGGUCAUUGCAGACACUAUCAUAUACUGUACUGGGUAUUCAUACACAUUCCCCUUUCUUGACACCAAAGGAAUAGUUACUAUAGAUGAUAACAGAGUGGGCCCUCUGUAUGUGCACACCUUCCCUCCAUCACUUGCACCCUCUUUAUCCUUUAUGGGAAUUGCAACAAAGAGCGGUGCUCGUCGUAGUCUCUUCUCUCUGCGCCGGCGAAUCCAUCACUCAUGGUGCUUUUCAUGGCUUCCAUGGCCGACUAGUAAACCCGUCUCUGCAAUCUGAUUUGGUUUCAGUGUUUCAGAAUGGAUUGAUCCCAAAGAACUGUGGAACGGGAGGAGAGGAGAAGGACAUAAGACGAGUGGAACUGUGGAACGGGAGAGAGAGUUCUCUUGUGCAAAUUUGAAAAAAAUAAAUAAACUUGAUGCUUGUCGCACGAUGUACUACGAAUGAAGAGGAUUGGUUGAUCCCGAGGAACCAAUCCCGAGGAUCCGGAUAGAUAUGAUCCGGAGACGAUUCUAAUCUGUAAUGAAUUUAGUAGAUCUCUGUGAAAAAUGAUAUUUAUCAAUCGACAAAUCUGAUCUAGAUCAUAGGGUUCCCUUUCUUUGAGUCCCAAGCAAAAUGGAUAGCUCAACUACUCUCUGGCCAAACAACAUUGCCAUCAAGGGAUGACAUGAUGCAUUCCAUCAAGGAGUUCUACCACUCAAGGGAAAUUGCUGGCA
This is a messenger RNA of Malus domestica (apple), 1589 nucleotides long. RefSeq names its product flavin-containing monooxygenase FMO GS-OX-like 9. Gene Ontology annotation, molecular function: NADP binding; N,N-dimethylaniline monooxygenase activity; flavin adenine dinucleotide binding. Lineage: Eukaryota; Viridiplantae; Streptophyta; Magnoliopsida; Rosales; Rosaceae. The record is from RefSeq and is a predicted model, not a curated record.